Molecule: messenger RNA, 1542 nt
Organism: Belonocnema kinseyi
Lineage: Eukaryota; Metazoa; Arthropoda; Insecta; Hymenoptera; Cynipidae
Exons: 3
Coding region: 72-938 (288 amino acids)
Cellular component (GO): extracellular matrix
Source: RefSeq, a predicted model, not a curated record
UCUUCUAUUCAUAUAAAAGAAAGGACCCAACUGUGUCACAUCAAAAGUUUUUGUACAUCCGAGGAAGAAACAUGAAGGUCCUUAUCAUUUUAUCCGUUGUGGUUGCAUCAUUCGCUAGUUUGGAGCCUGCUGAGUACCGACCACCAGCUUCAUCCUAUUCGGCUCAUUAUUUACCUCCGAAUGAACUGAAUGCCCCGGCUGCGGUUCCCUCAUUCCAAUACUUGCCUGUCAAUCGGUACAGAGCUCCUCAAAAUGUAUUACCAACCUCCCAGUAUCUACCACCAGUGCGGCAAAGUGUACUGACUCCUUCUGUCUCACGAACCACCUACCUUCCCAUUCCCAGUCAUCAAAGCCGCAUACCGACUCUUCCAUCUACAAACUAUCUAACAGCAAACCGACAGACACCCCCUCCUUUUUCAGCAACGUCAACCCCCUUUUCCUCGACGAUUCCGAACCAAACUUUACGUCAUGGAGUUUCUGCACCCUCAAACGUCUACCUGCCAGGUAAUCGCUUCCCUGGAUUCGGACAAAGUUCUUCGUCCUUUGGCAAAUCCUUCGCUGGACCAAUUCCAUCUUUGAUCCCACCGGUGGUUGCUAGAGCACAGGCAAGCCAGUACCUUCCACCGAAUCAGUUUGGCAGCUCAAAGAGUUCUGGAUACGAUUAUAAUGCUAUUGAUGUUACAACGCCAGCGAAAUACGAUUUCGAGUACAGUGUUAACGACGAGUACGGGAACGACUUCGGUCACAAAGAAAGGCGCAGUGGUGACACAACCGAGGGCGUAUAUACGGUACUUUUACCCGACGGUAGAAAGCAAACUGUCCAUUAUCGCGCGGAUCAGAACGGCUUCCAGCCGAGAAUCUCGUACGAGGAGACCAGGUCAGGCUCCAAUGGCUACAAUAAUGCUAACAAGGGAUAUCAUUCCGAAGGGCCAUACUAGACUGAUAAAAAAGAUACGAUCUCCAAGACAGCAAUGAAAUGUACUCAAAAGGUGUAUCUGAUAACCAAAAGUAAUUCAAUCGUAACGACCGUACGGAUGUAAAAUCUCCUAAAGGUUCUAAAAUUUUAUGAUUUCAGACAGCGGACUCUUUUCAGAAAUUCAAAAUAUUCUCAAUAUCAGUGGUAUAUAUUUAAAAAAAUAGUAUGGAAAUAGGGUCAGGAAGAUUCUUUAAAUAUUAUAUCGCGGAUUUGUCUGUUUUUGUUAUCUGAUAUGCAAAGUAUAUCUCCCAUAAAAUUUGGUCUAUAUUUUUCGAAUCUGUUUGAAUACUCGAAAAGCUUUGAAAUCUGUUCAAAUUGAUUCAGAAACCCCUGAAAUUUUCUAUUGUGAUCUUCUAAGAAUUAUAGAAAAACGCAUAAAUUUGCUUAAAUCCCUUAGAAUAGGUGUAAUGGCUUACAAUCUUAGGAAUAAUUUUGAAAUUCUAUGUCCCUUAAAUCUGGUCAAAUUGUUUGAAAUCUCUGAAAUUCAUAGAAAUUUCUGGAAUGCCCUUGAAAUGUAAUUACAUUAAAUUUAUUCUCUGAAGUUAUCUAGUAAUUCAUUGGAAUCC